Danaus plexippus (monarch butterfly) is the source of this 1222-nucleotide messenger RNA. RefSeq names its product ras suppressor protein 1 (gene ics). Gene Ontology annotation, molecular function: protein binding. NCBI's taxonomy places the organism in Eukaryota, Metazoa, Arthropoda, Insecta, Lepidoptera, Nymphalidae. The transcript has 6 exons. The coding region runs from base 16 to 876 and encodes 286 amino acids. The record is from RefSeq and is a predicted model, not a curated record.
UUCUGAAUUGCUGCAAUGAGUCAUCCUCCGCCUGUUUCUUGUAUUCCAAACACUGCCAAAAUGUCGAAAGCUAAAAAAGUUAUAGAGGAAGCUAAAGAAAUAAAUAAUCCUGAAAUAGACUUAGUAGAUAAGGGAAUUUCAAGUUUAGAUGAAAUUCCUGGACUAUUUAGUCUUGAAAACAUAACUCGAUUAACUUUGAGUCACAACAAAAUACAAGUUGUACCGGCUGGGCUUGCGAAUUUGAUGAACUUGGAGAUUCUGAAUCUGGCCAACAAUCACAUUGAAGAAUUACCAGUUAGUCUAUCAUCAUUGCCAAAGCUAAGGAUACUAAAUGUUUCACUCAACAGGUUGUACAACCUGCCGAGAGGCUUUGGCGCCUUUCCUGUGUUGGAAAUAUUGGAUUUAACAUAUAACAAUUUAAAGGAAACCGCUUUACCAGGAAACUUUUUCAUGAUGGAAAGUCUAAGAGCUUUGUACUUGGGCGACAAUGAUUUUGAAUAUUUACCUCCAGAUAUUGGAAACCUGAAGAAUCUACAGAUUCUGUCUAUGAGAGAAAAUGAUCUUAUUGAAGUACCAAAAGAACUUGGUCAAUUAGCCCGCUUAAGGGAAUUACAUCUUCAGGGGAAUCGACUUGUUGUAUUGCCACCUGAAAUAGGAUCUUUGGACUUAGCCAGCAAUAAAUCAGUAUUACGUCUAGAGGGUAACUUCUGGGUUCCACCCAUCGAAGAUCAACUCAAACUAGGGCCAUCGCACGUCCUGGACUACUUAAAGUCUGAAACAUAUAAAGUUCUGUACAGUAGACAUAUGUCUGCGAAACCACCACCGCCACCACAAACCCUGGAUAAAAGCAAGAAAGCAAGCAGAGCUCGUUCCUGAACUAAGCCGACAAGGAAAACGCUUUUACUAAUGUUAGGAAAUAGAGUAACAAGAAAACUGUUGUAAUACAAUGUAACAUUAAUGUUUAAAUGUGUCUAAUGUUAAAACUGAUAUUACAUGUAUAUUUAUAUGCUUAUUUUAACUUAAGUGCCUUAAAUACAUAUUGAAAUGUGCCAUAGAAGAUUUUAAUAAAUACAAUAUAUGUUAUUGAAACAAAUUUAUUUGAAAAACUUGACUUAAAUAUAAGGAACACAAAAAAAUCAUACAAAUUAAUUGUCUUGAAUAACCAAACUUAUAUGGUGCUAACAUAAUGAAUUAUAUAAAAUAAAUUAUUACUAACAUACAA